AUGGGGCCAGCGCACGCGUGCCACAGCUCGAGGCACACCACGCUCGUCCUUGCCGGCGUUGGCGCUGACGCCGUGGACUGCGAGAAGCUCACGAGGGCCUACAGCGAGGCGGCGGCAGCGUUCGAGGUCGCCAUCCAGGCCGUCAAGCUCUGGAUCGCCGACCGUGUCGUCCUCCACGUCAAGAACUCCCUCGGCAGCAGCAUCCACCGCAACUGCGACCUCCUCCUCCGUCACUGCCUCCACAUCAUCGGCGAGAUCCAGCUCCCCGUCCACCACUGCCUCCUCGCGCUCCCGAGGAUCCACAAGGAGAUCCUCACCCGUGUCAUCUCCCACCCUCAGGCGCUCGCCCAGUGUGAGCUCCUCAACGCCAUGGGCCUCAACGUCGCCCGUGAGGCCAUCGACGACACCGCGGCCACCGCCGAGAGCGUCGCCAUCGUGGGGCUAUGGGACACUGCCGCCAUCGCCUCCUACCGAGCCGCCGACCUCUACGGCUUCCAGGUCCUCGUCGACGGCAUCCAGUCCGCCCCCGAAUCGGAUCUGGCUCAGCGGGCGACGGAAAGCGAAGCGCGUACGGACGACGGGCGGGUAGUCGACUCCUUGUGCGUGGGCUGUUGGAGGCCCACACGCGGCCUGGUUGGCCCAUAG
This is a messenger RNA of Oryza brachyantha (malo sina), 645 nucleotides long. Its product is annotated as arogenate dehydratase 1-like. The transcript has 2 exons. Gene Ontology annotation, biological process: L-phenylalanine biosynthetic process. Bases 1 to 645 code for a protein of 214 amino acids. NCBI's taxonomy places the organism in Eukaryota, Viridiplantae, Streptophyta, Magnoliopsida, Poales, Poaceae. The record is from RefSeq and is a predicted model, not a curated record. Gene Ontology annotation, cellular component: cytoplasm; chloroplast. Gene Ontology annotation, molecular function: prephenate dehydratase activity; arogenate dehydratase activity.